AUGAACAUCGAAAAUGCUGCCGAUCCUUCUUGUAUAGAAGAUCUUAUUUUGAGUGCAGCUUUAGAUGAAUAUAUUAAAGAACAUGGUAAUGAAAUAUUGAAUAACACAUGCGAAAAAUACAAGUCAAAACGUCCAUAUUUAUCAAAACACACAAAUUUAGCAUCGCGAAUCGAAAGUAUAUCAUCACAAGAAGAUUUAUUAUCGUUUACCACGAAUGAAUGUGAAUAUUUAGUCGGAUUACUAGAAGUCAACGAAGAACCUGAACCAAAUGCACAGGGAGAAGAUGAUAAGUGGAAAACACUAUUAAUGCUGGAUUAUAGGAGGAAGCAGAUUAAUUAUGAAAGACCACUCAAAUUCAAAUUAAAAAUGUUGGCUAUUUGUCCCUUUCGUCCUUUCUUAUUGACUGUCGAAAUGUAUCAUUUAAAUGAUUGUAACAAAAUUUUCGAUUUAACUCCAUUCAACCUGGUGUUUAUUAUGCUUAGCGCUGGGUAUUAUCGCAAGCAGUCAUUAGCCCGAUCAUUUUAUGUGUCUCAAGUGCUAUUUGAUUUCGCUCUUUGUGCUAAUAAGGAUAAUCCGAUACUUGAUGGACUAUUACAUUAUGAUUAUCUUCACAAGUAUUAUACGUUUUUACAAACACAAGUCUAUGAGAAAAGUGGUACUGGCGUUAAGACUUUUUUCUCGACAGCAACUAUUAUGAAGCGUCUAAUCUCUUUAACAUACGGUUUAGAUCUUAUUGAAUUAAUACAUGGUACAUAUGAUCCUCAGUUUGAAACAGAAGUGAAAAGUCAACUUAUUCUAGCUAGAAAAAUAAUCCUCGGUUUUGUAAAUUAUCAAGCAAAAAUCCAGAAAGCGAAUGAAUCAGCGUUAGCAAUCACAAGAAAUGCUAAUUUCAAAGAUGACGUGAAAUGGUUCAAACAACUUCUGACAAUGUUAGCUGACAAGAGUCUACAUAAUAGCAUACUGCAUGACAUUGAAAGUCUACUGCAUCGAGGUUUCAAUAUCCAGACAUAUCUUCGUUUGCAAGAUUAUUGCAUGUUCAAGACCGUCUUGAAAGGACGAUGGCAUUACGCCAACUUGUUACGUCAGCAACACUAUAGUAAACAACAAAAGUUAAAUCCAGUAUUAAAUGAUAUAUUAUUGAAACAUCUUCGUUAUAAAACCUUUAGUGAUGAUAAACCAGUAGAACUUGAUCUUCAUCAACUUAAAGACGUUAAGUCAAAUGAUGCUGACUAUCUAACAACUGAAAUGAUGAAUAACAUCAACGAGUUAAAUGCUGAAUUGAUAUCGACUUGUGGCGCAAUGGGUCUCAUUUUGAAUGGUAAACUACAACCAGCUAAAUCAAUUGACUUGCGUAAAAUUUUAUUUUAUUGGAAGAAAAACUUACCAAAUUGGAACGAAGCAGCAGUCGGGAAAGCACAAAUUAGACGAUUUACCAGUCGAUUUUAUCGAGUAUUCCUAUCCAUUGUAAUAGCACCACAUCUCAAUGAUUUCGAACGAACACUUGUUGCACAAUUUCUUGACACAGUCGAACAUAUUGGUGCAAGAAUCGUCAAUAUUAUGUCAGACCAUCCCGAUAAACCGACCACACUACAACUAUGUAUCGAAGAAGCUUUGAGUGAAGAGAUCAACGAUGAUAUGCCGACUGGAGAAGAGCCAAGACCUCAGAAGCAAUCAAUGUUUAUGAUGCUAAUCAAUCAAAAUGUUAAUAUCGAUGAAAAGUUUGAAAAUUUUAUCACCAUGAUAAAACAAAAAACACAAAUAGUAACAGAAACGACAGUUACUAACGUUGACAUGCACUAUCACACUGCAAAUGGGCAACGUACACUGAGCUAUAACAGACCGCAAAUGGAAUGA
This is a messenger RNA of Didymodactylos carnosus, 1854 nucleotides long. NCBI's taxonomy places the organism in Eukaryota, Metazoa, Rotifera, Eurotatoria, Philodinida, Philodinidae. The record is from the annotation of a GenBank genome assembly.